UCUGCUGCGGUGAUUCCUACCCAGUCACACGCAACACAGCCCUCCAUGCUCUUCAGCAUGUCCGUCACAAAGCCACACUUCACCGCCAUGGUCAUCCUGAUGAUCCUGGCUGACAAGAUGGCAGGUGGCCUGUUCGGAUUCCGCAUCAGCAAGAGGCCUUGGAUUCCAUGUGAACUUUACCACGGCGUAUGCAGAAACUCCUGUGAGAAAUACGAGAUCCAAUACUUAACCUGCUCAAACAACAGAAAAUGCUGCCUCAAAUUUCCUACGUAAAUUUCCAGUUUCUAACUCUGUGAAGGAGUCCAGCUUGCCCACCACAAAUGCUUCAAGCUACUCUCAAGUUUGAGUCAAGCAUCAUCCCUUCCUGUAGUAAUUUCUCCUAUGAUCUGGAAGGCUCUCUCAUAAAAACGCACUCCUUAUCAUGCGUGUCUCUCUCUGUUCAUAGCCGCCACUGGUCAGGGCAAUCACUGACUUUAAACAUGAGGUUACUUUAAAGCCCAAGUGCUGUUACUCCAGGACACAAGUUUUGCAUUAUGCCCACUUCUCGGGCAGUUGUCUUACCUGCCUAGCAGUUUUGCCAAGUUGAAACAUCCUUGGUGGAAGCCCCUUGAGAAGUUUAAAAAGAAGGCUUAAGACUCAGGAGGUGAACAACUCAAAAGUCUCAGGAAGUCCCUGAAAU
Messenger RNA from Alexandromys fortis (reed vole), 679 nucleotides. It is a transcript of the gene Defb116, whose product is annotated as defensin beta 116. Gene Ontology annotation, cellular component: extracellular region. The transcript has 2 exons. NCBI's taxonomy places the organism in Eukaryota, Metazoa, Chordata, Mammalia, Rodentia, Cricetidae. The record is from RefSeq and is a predicted model, not a curated record. Gene Ontology annotation, biological process: innate immune response. The coding region runs from base 46 to 273 and encodes 75 amino acids.